AUGAGGGCCAAUAAGAUCAGCUUGGACAAUGCUCAGCAAGAAAGCCCCAAUGUUGCGAAUAUUGACUCUUCCAUGGCAGGACUCCCAACAACAGUCCGCUGGUACAUUGAUAGUCGUUACUGGGAAGCCAAUGGCAAAGACUUGCCGCUCCUACAAUUCCUUCGGCCUGAUGAACAAACAGCCGUGAAGAGAUACUAUCAUGCUGCCGAUAAGCGCAUGUCCUUAGCAUCACAUCUCCUCAAGUAUCUGUACAUCCACCAUGCAUGUGGGGUGCAGUGGAAAGAAAUUGUUCUUACUCGUACUGCAAUGCCUGAAAAUCGACCAUUCUACAAAUCCAGUUCCGACACCCAGGUGGAAUUCAACGUCACCCACCAAGCAGGCCUUACAGGCCUAGCGGGAACUAUUGUCCCCAGCCAUGAACAGAUGCAAAGGAAUAGCACCGCAAACCAAAUACCACCUGGUCCUCGUCUGGGUAUUGAUGUGACUUGUGUAAACGAAAACCGUCGCAGAGUUGUCAAGACUAUGCACGAGUACCUUGAGCAUGUGUCUAUCUUCACCGAGGUAUUCUCAGACCGCGAAGUUGAAACGAUGAAGAAUCCCGCUGCCGCGCUCCGUCAGGCAAAAGCCUUGGGUUUCGCAAGUACAUUUAUCAACACCAGUUCCGAGGAAACAAUCGUCGGCUUUGGCAUGCGUCUCUUCUACUCAUAUUGGGCACUCAAAGAGGCAUACCUGAAGAUGACAGGCGAUGCCCUUCUUGCGCCAUGGCUACGCACACUUGAAUUCUCGAACGUUAUUCCUCCUGAUCCUGUUCAUCCUUUAAAUUCCUCCAAGCCAUACAUGGUAUCCCAAGAUCCCAAACAUAUCCCGCAAUCACCUAAGAACUGGGGCUCCCCUUAUGAGGGUGUAAAGGUCAGCAAAGCAGGGAAACCGCUUGAUGAUGUCCGUCUUCAAUUGGUGGCGUUUGAGUCUGAUUAUAUCGUUGCUGCUGCUGGCUGUGGGCUACCCGUCGGUGUUUUUCCGAAUCUUAAAUAUAAUGAGGGAGAUCAUCACCUUCCCGGUCACAUAUCUGUUUUUUCAGAUGAUAACGAAGAAAAGCAUCGCAUUUCUAUCAAUACCAAGAAGGUGCUUGGGGAUAUGGAUCCGUGGCAUAUUCCACUUCCUAUACAGGAUCCAUGGCUUCCCAUGCAAGAGAUUGAUAUCGAUCUUGAUAUUCGACCUUGUGCCGAGGGCCGUUGUGCUCAUCCUAUAAACAACAAAAGUGUUCUUUCUUGUGUUGGAUUAUCUACGCCCGCAUAG
This is a messenger RNA of Penicillium angulare, 1296 nucleotides long. RefSeq names its product 4'-phosphopantetheinyl transferase family protein. Gene Ontology annotation, cellular component: cytosol. The record is from RefSeq and is a predicted model, not a curated record. The transcript has a single exon. The coding region runs from base 1 to 1296 and encodes 431 amino acids. Lineage: Eukaryota; Fungi; Ascomycota; Eurotiomycetes; Eurotiales; Aspergillaceae. Gene Ontology annotation, molecular function: magnesium ion binding; holo-[acyl-carrier-protein] synthase activity.